Messenger RNA from Rhagoletis zephyria (snowberry fruit fly), 1535 nucleotides. Its product is annotated as arrestin domain-containing protein 17. NCBI's taxonomy places the organism in Eukaryota, Metazoa, Arthropoda, Insecta, Diptera, Tephritidae. Gene Ontology annotation, cellular component: cytoplasm. The record is from RefSeq and is a predicted model, not a curated record. Gene Ontology annotation, biological process: protein transport.
GUGCAUUUGGAUAAUCCUAAGACUACAUAUCAACCCGGUGAUAAGUUGACAGGAUGUGUAACCUUAACGUUGGAAGUACGGUUGCUACUGAAAGCUGUAGCCAUAAAGUAUACAGGUUUUGCUGAAGUGAAAUGGGAAACGCUUUUACCACCGAAGAAAUUUAAAAAAUCAAAGCAGAAAAAUGAACAAACACAAGAGGAUGACCCACCACCAGAACCGCGCUUGGAAGUUUACACCAAUCGAGAGGACUUUUUGUCCAGUGUCAAUUAUUUUCUAGGCUCCGAAGACGCAAUUGCAAAAAUCGUUGAACGGGGCACGUACAACUAUCCCUUCACCGUUUCCCUCCCGCAGAGUUGUCCAUCUAGUUUCGAGAGCACCAAUGGCCAUAUACGCUACACAAUUGAAGUGUUUGUUGAUCACAAAAACAAAAGUGAAAUUUGGUACUCGAAACAAUUGCAAGUGCUCAAACCAGUCGAUCUACGCCACUGCCCGCAGGUGAGACAACAACCUUGCGAGGUGCAUGUCGAGGAGAAUCGGUCUCUAUGGAAAUUUUUUAAGAAGCCAUUGGAAAUGUUUGUGAAUUUACAGCAAGUUGGCUUUAUUCCAGGCGAAGUGCUAUCAGCACAUGUCAUCAUACAAAAUCCGGGUAGUUCACAUUUAAGCGAACUAACCUACGAACUGCUUCAAAUUUGCCGCAUCACCGCUUCACAUGGUCACAAAAAAACCAAAACUCAGUACUUCCCCACAAUAUUAGCUAAAACGGUACACAACCUAUGCGACGAGAAAGAGGCUAUGGUGCAACAUUUGCAAACGCUGUUUAUGCCUCAGACAAAUAUUCCGCCAAGUACUGAUUCAGGCGACUGUAGUUGUCUACAAAUUAGCUACGAGUUGAGCGCGCGAUUGACUACGAAUAAUGUAAAACGUUGGCUACUCGCAAAGCUGCCAAUCAUAGUGGGUACUAAGUCGUUGCAGAAUGUGGAAGAAAUGGGUCGAGGGCCAAGCCCGCAGCAGCAGCCGAUUUUUGGUGCGCAUUCUACAGAUGAUUUGGGAGCAAGUAUGAAAGAAAGAGAGAGUAACAUGUUAAUGCUUGGGGGUGAGAGCGAUACAUUUGCUGGUGCCUCAGCUCCCGAACCAGAGACGCCGCCCAAUAGAAGCCUAUCCAUGAUGUCACUUGCUUCUUCCACCUAUCGUGAAGCAGAGUACAUGCCGAAAAUAAGAUUCGAUGGCGAGAUGAAGAAAUCGAAACGAAGGGAUUUAGGUCAAACCGAUUUUAAACCAAAAUAUCUAUACUAUAAUAUGGAGAGUGUGCUGCCAAUACCGAAUGAUGUUAUCGCGGCGUCCACAAGCACGACUACGGUGGCAACGACAGCUACAACAACAAGGACGCAAUAUCAACCACUACCGGAACCCUACUAGACUGAAAGGCGAACAAUAGAUUGUAAUGUAUUUGGGUAAUGUUGUAAUGAACCAAACAAAAUGCAAGCACUGAACUAUGAAUAAAUAUGUAAUGAGUGUAAUAAAGACGUAUUUACAUG